Prunus dulcis (almond) is the source of this 1505-nucleotide messenger RNA. RefSeq names its product mRNA decay activator protein ZFP36-like. Gene Ontology annotation, molecular function: mRNA binding. The record is from RefSeq and is a predicted model, not a curated record. The transcript has 3 exons. Lineage: Eukaryota; Viridiplantae; Streptophyta; Magnoliopsida; Rosales; Rosaceae. The coding region runs from base 342 to 1166 and encodes 274 amino acids.
CCGAUCAGAAUUCUAGUACAACAGAUACUUGCAGAGCACGUGAGCUUCUCUGAGAACGAGAAGAUGAGAAAUUGAGAAUGGCGGUGAUGCAUUUCCAGCGCAGACCCUCGGAAUCGGAGAACUAGUGUUAAGCCUCUUCUUCGCCAUUGCCAUUUCUCAUCUCAGACCUUAGAUUGACGCUAUUCCUCCUUCGAUUUUCAUCCAAAACCUAAUUCUGUAAUUGCAUUUGGUACGAUUCUGAAACGAUUAACGAUUUUUAUCAUCUGCAUUUUAUCGGAAGCUUUGUUUUUCUCGGAAAUGUAACCUGAUUGUUUGUGCGCAGAGCAGAGCACAGCAAAUUGAUGGAAGGUUUUCACAGCAACUCGAAAAUGGCGAAACUGCUCAAAGGAAACUUGGAGAAUGUGGACCUCAACUCGCCAUUGUUCAGGUACUUGUGCGCUCAAUCUCAGAGUCAGUCGCCGAUGGACGCCUUGAAGCAGCGUCGUCGCCACCUCUCGCCGCUCUCGCCGCUCUCGCCUUUGGAGAAUCUGAUGGAGAGGUCGCCGCCUUCGAUAGUUUAUAGAACGCCGGUGAGAGGGGUGCAGAGGGAGGAGGUUCUGGUCAUGGACGGUGUUUUAGUCACCGGAGGAGGAAGAAGCUCAAGGUCUGCUUCUGAUCUGUCGUCAUCUUCUUCUUCGGAUUCUUCGGGGAAGAUUCUGUACAAGACCGACCUUUGCAGGUCCUGGGAGGAUUCUGGAAGCUGCCGCUACACCUCCAAAGGCCAGAUUGCACCAGGAAAAGAAAAGCCACGCCCAACUCGUUUCCCUGUCAAGAACAAAUCUGAGACACUGAUGUGCAAGUCAUACACUGGCACAAGAUUAUGCACACCCAGCCCAAAGUCUAAUUUUGUCCAUCCGGUCAUGGCCAUUUCUGUUACAGAAGCAGCAUCAGCCACAACACAAGCAGCUUCGUCGACUGCACCCAAAGCCACCAUGAAGACUCCCACUACUACCAUCAGCUUCCUGGACUGGUCACCUCAAGAUGAUGGCAUUGAGGUUGUGUUGCCGUAUUCUUCAACUGGAACACCUCCAUCAAGGGAAGAUAUAAGUUCCUACAUCACUGGUGUUCUUUAUGGCCCCACUACAAGAAGGAGAUUACCAGUGUUUGCUGAAAUUUGCCCAGAGUAGUUUCGAUCUGAUUUGUGUAGAGAAGCCACUUCCGCUUGAGACCAAAGGUAUAAUAUGUACAUUCCUCCUGUUUUUUUCAGAUACAUACUUGGUUCUUUGAAACCUUAAUUUUUCAAACUUGCUGCUCACAAUCUAGUAUGUGAAUGGGGUUAGAUUGAACACAAAUUGUUGACCUUUGCUGGUGCUGCAUUACUGCAGUACUUGCCAACUAUAGUGUAUAGCUUUUUGAUGGUAUUAGACAUGAUGUCUUACUUAGAAAUUGAUAAAGACAAUGGACUUGAAUCUUUCUGUUGCGUGUUGAGAAUCAACACGUGUGUAUGAAUCAUGUGUGAUUGCGCG